Oppiella nova is the source of this 597-nucleotide messenger RNA. Lineage: Eukaryota; Metazoa; Arthropoda; Arachnida; Sarcoptiformes; Oppiidae. The record is from the annotation of a GenBank genome assembly.
AUGAGUGAAAGUGAACACAAUUGGGUGCCCAUUGAGUCCAACCCGGAGGUGAUGACAGAGUUCUUGUCGGCCAUAGGAGUGGGCGAUGAGUGGGGUGUCGUCGAUGUGAUUGGUUUGGACGAAGAGUUGCUUCAAUUCAUGCCAUCGCCGGUACUGUCACUCAUCCUCCUGUUUCCAGUCAAUGAAGACGACAACCAAUCGACUGAACACACGAACCAAGAGGUGACUGACGACAAGGAGAGUGCCGUGUAUUUCAUGAGACAGACCAUUAACAACGCGUGCGGAACCAUUGCUCUGAUCCAUGCGGUGGCCAACAAUUGCCAUCGAAUCCAAUUGAAAGACAAGUCGAGUCUCAAGACAUUCCUCGACUCGAGUCGAGACCUAAAGCCUGAAGAGAGGGGACGACUACUUGAGGCGAACGCAGAUAUCUGUAACGCUCACCACACGUACGCCAAAGAGGGCCAGACAUCGGCACCGGCGGCUGACUCACACAUUAACAAUCAUUUCGUGGCUUUACAAGUCUCGUUACCGAAAGACAUGCUUAACCUGCCUGCGGCUAGAGUAGGCAAUUUAGUGCCUUUCUGUAGUCUUCUGUGA